CGGGGGCGGGGGCGGAGCUUGCCGCUGGCGGAGGGCGGAACCCACGCGGGGACUUCCCUAGGGCUGAGCUGCGCAGCGGGGUUUUGGCCAAAUUGGGCGAGGGCACAAAGUAACCACUUACCCCUUCUCACCGAGGAGGAACGGGGGAAAGGGUAUGGCACUGUCUCAAGGCUGGGUGAAGAGAUACUUCAAGGCCUUUUGUAAAGGCUUCUUUGUGGCGGUGCCUGUGGCAGUGACUUUCCUGGAUCGGGUUGCCUGUGUGGCAAGAGUGGAAGGAGCAUCAAUGCAGCCUUCUUUGAAUCCUGGGGGGAGCCAGUCAUCUGAUGUGGUGCUUUUGAACCACUGGAAAGUGAGGAAUUUUGAAGUACAACGUGGUGACAUUGUGUCAUUAGUGUCUCCUAAAAACCCAGAACAGAAGAUCAUUAAGAGAGUGAUUGCUCUUGAAGGAGAUAUUGUAAAAACUAUGGGACACAAAAACCGCUAUGUCAAAGUCCCCCGUGGUCACAUCUGGGUUGAAGGUGAUCAUCAUGGACACAGUUUUGACAGUAAUUCGUUUGGGCCGGUUUCCCUGGGACUCCUGCAUGGCCAUGCUACUCACAUCCUGUGGCCUCCAGAGCGCUGGCAGAAAUUGGAAUCUGUUCUUCCUCCAGAGCGCUUGCCCAUUCAGAGUGAAGAGGACUGCCUGCGUGGAUCUCCCUGAGCUGCUGCUAUGGGGAGGCACCACCACCAACCCGAGGAAGAGGGAUGGAGAAGAGGAACACCAUAGGGGCAAAGCUUCCGCCAAGAUGAUGCUGUGCAAGAAACAUUUCUAUCAGUCACAUUAAGAUGAUCUGUAUUAGUAGAGAAAGAAUUUUAAAAUAUUAAACAGUAUUAAGUGUCACCUGAUUUUUGUGUUAAAUUGUAAUACCCUGUUUAAUGCCAAAAAAAUGCAGACCUUUGGGAAUAUGAAAAUUUUAUUCCCAUAUGUCUCAAAGGGGAUAAAUUUUGGAUUUUUUUAUGCAUACAUAUUCUAUUGAUUGUUAGGUUUUGAUUUUGGAGCUUGCUGCUGGAAGGAUAUGAAGACUAAUAUUUACUUCCAUCACAUAGUAUUACUCAGUUACUCUUAAGAUGGAAGAUGAAGAAACAUUACACACAUAGUGUUAGGAAUUAUAAUUGACAGUAUCUACAAUGCAGUGACUGUCAGUUAGGAAGAACAGUAAACUAUGAUGUAAAAAUAAAACACUGAUUUGUUCAGGUA
Molecule: messenger RNA, 1237 nt
Organism: Balaenoptera ricei (Rice's whale)
Lineage: Eukaryota; Metazoa; Chordata; Mammalia; Artiodactyla; Balaenopteridae
Gene: IMMP2L
Product: inner mitochondrial membrane peptidase subunit 2
Exons: 7
Coding region: 155-700 (181 amino acids)
Biological process (GO): mitochondrial respiratory chain complex assembly
Cellular component (GO): membrane; mitochondrial inner membrane peptidase complex
Molecular function (GO): serine-type endopeptidase activity
Source: RefSeq, a predicted model, not a curated record